GCUAGUGGCGGCAAGCACAUUCUCACAGGUGGCGAAAUGAUACUCACGAUGCCGGCCCGUUUCGGUUGGAAAAUGCCGGUUUUACUGGUUGUGCUGAUGAUGCUUCCUUGGUAUGGAAUGGCACGCCCUGAUGGAGCACCUCUCUCUGCUUGUCGCUCCCUGACGCCGUCUCACAGUGGUAUAGGAGUUCAAGGCAGUAAUCCUCCGUAUGAUGUUACAGCCACCAAAAUUGGGGACAAGAUUAGAGUUACAAUAUCGUCACCUGUCGGUGAAGAGUUCGAAGGUUUUGUCCUCCAAGCAAGAUCAAGCAGAGACAAAAGAAAACUUGUCGAAGGAAAAUUUACUGCCAGGAACGGAGUGUCCAAAACUAUCGAUUGUUUGAAAGGAAAAGAAAAUACAUUAACCCAAGUGAACACAAACCCCAAGAGUAAAAUAGUAACGGAAUGGAUGCCUGCAAAUGGAGUAAAUGAAGAUGUAAUUUUUAGGGCCACUGUCGCAAAAACUUAUGCCUUAUUUUGGACAGAAAUCGAUUCAUCAUCGACAAGGGUGAAAGCUGAAUCCAAUUACCAACAAGGGGUCAGCAAGGAGCGAAAGCAGUCUCAAAAAAUGGAUUCGUCUACCAUGUAUCAAGAUUGCUUCAGCUCACAAGGUUGCUUCGGAUAUCCAUCUGAUUGUAUUCCUUCAGAAGAUUGUCAAGUGCUGCUCGGAUAUUCUUUGAGCAACGGCGGGAUAUUAUUUAGACUGAAAGGAGUCCUGAAUUCUCCAGACUCAUAUGUAGCUAUGGCACUUUCCUGGGAUCAGAGAAUGGGUGACGAUGCUGUAAUGGAGUGUGUCGAAGAAGGAAAUUAUGCUAUUUUGAGACAGUCUUGGAAUGAAGGCAAAAGGAAUAAUAGAACAAGAGAGGUUCCAAGAGAUAUUUACACAUCCGAAAUAUCUGAUGGCCAAAUAACAUGCGAGUGGAAUUCAGAUCCCAUAAUACGGACCCAUAAAGGAACCUUCAACUUGGACAAUACAACUUACUACCUUCUACUUGCCAAAGGACCUAUGAGUAACGGAAAAAUCAGCUACCACUCGGGAAAAAUUUUUACUCAAUCACCAGUAAACUUCAGUGCAUUUGAAGGGCUUGAAGGAGGAAAAGCCCAUGAUGCAGUUAAAAUCCAUGGUACAUUCAUGGUCACAGCAUGGGUUGGAUUUGUGAGUGUUGCCAUUCUUCUCGCUCGUCACUUUAAGUCUGCUUGGGAGACGAAAACUAUGUGUGGAGUAAAAAUAUGGUUUGCUCUUCACCGGGGCCUCAUGAUUGCAGCCUUAACAUUUGUGGUCAUCGCUUUUAUUGUGAUUUUUGUUCAUCUUGACGGAUGGAACUAUGAAAAUAAAAAUCCGCAUGCAAUAUUAGGGUGCAUUGCUACAGCUUUUGGACUGUUUCAGCCUAUAAUGGCGGCUUUUAGACCAGCUCCAGAUAAUCCAAAACGACCUAUUUUCAACUGGCUGCACUGGAUUGUUGGCAAUUCCGCUCAACUGAUUGCAGUGGUAGCCAUCUUCUUUGCAAGAUCACUGCAAGCUUCAGGAUUGAAAGAGAGUUUCUACUGGGUUAUGGCAAUUUUCGUCAUUGUAUAUUUAAUAUUUCAUUUCUUGUUUCAACUUCAUUCCUGGACAUCUGAUAAAAAGAAAAAUAAUGAAAUCAAAAUGAAUGAAAUGACCCAUGUAAGAGGAGCAACCAACAAUAUCCAAGGAAACUCGCAAGAGAAAAAUUCAUCAGCCAACAUGUUCCGUGUGCUUCUCUUGGGAGUAUUUGUCAUAUUUGUAGCUGUAAUACUGCUGGCUCUAUAUGCGUUGAUUGGUGUGGCGUAAGCUUCAAGUUGACAAACCACUCUUAACAAAAUUUGAUGCCAAAGGAGUUUCUUGCAUACGAAGUAUUUUCUUCAAACAAAGAACGGAAUAUUUCUUAACAGUGCAACUACAUAAAUUGUGGUGUUUGUGAGCAUAAAGACGCCUUUUUUUUAAAUCAUUUACUUGCCGAAAUUUAUUUUUAAGCAGAAAUUCCGAAAACAUUUUAUAUUCUGCUUAUGAAUGUGAUUUAUUAUCUCUGACUGCUGAAGUCAGUCAAUAUUUCGAGCAGUCUUUUAAUAUAAAUUUUAGUGCAAUUGAUGUAUUUUAAGAAUCAUGAAUAUUUUAUGUAAAGGAAUCUCUGUCACGUGUAUAUAUAGACAUUAAAGUUUGUCAUAAGUUGUGUGUUUGUGAAAAUAGAAUUGUUUUCUAAAAUCCUUAAAAAAGCAAUUGAAAUUUGUAUUCAUUCAUUAAAAAUCCAUUAUGAAAUUACCAACGGGAAAACGCAUAUGAUGUAUGCCAAUGACUUGUCCAAUUUGAACCUUAUUUAUACAUUUAAGCCAUUGUGAUAUUCAUUAAUAAUGCGGAAAAGAAAGAUACGAUUUCAAAAUAAUAAAUUCACUGAUAUUUCACAAUGAAAAAACACCUUCCAUUUUCAUCUUUUCCAAUGGCAUUAUACAUAAUGAAGGAUCGUCGAGAAGGUUAAAGGAAUUGCGCUUAAUGGAGAUCAUUUUAAUGUAUUUCAGUGUUUCAACUAUGUUAAUAUUUGUCAUGUGGUUAGAUUUUAAUUACAAUUUUUUACCAUUAAUGAUACACGCAUUUGUACUUAAUGAAAAUCUGUACUUAAGAGAAUUUAACCAAAAUUCUGGCUUUUACACAUUAAGGAUAAUGAGGUAUUUCAGUAUAUAGAUUCGGCAAAUGAGAUUUUAGCAUGUUGAAUUGGAAGAUUGCUUUGCUUGAUACGAUCGCUUAAUUUAUUUAAUAAUAUUUACUGUUCAGUCUUUUCUUUUUUGAGGUAAAUAAAUUAUUUUUAAUUUAGUUAUUCAUGUGUUUGUGGUAAAAGUUUAUCGUUUUGUUGCUUAAAACUGUAUUAUGACUGUCCAAUUUAUUGUUCUAAGGUAGUGUUGAUGACGUGUUAAAAUUUAUUUAAUUUGACUCAAUUUAAAUUGUUGUUUUCUAGACUAAAUCUGCAAAAUUUUAGUAAUAAACUAAACGUCAAAGGCGUAAAAGAAAUAAUGUAACAUUAUAGUUUUAGUUUCUAUUAAAACUAGGUAUUUUACCGCUACUGUAAUACAUACAUAUUCGCUCUUAUGUGCCUUGUUAUUUGCAAAUUAAAAAUAAGCUAAAAAGUUCAUCUCUGCGUAAAAUUUAUUCCGUGAAUGCUUUCUUUUGUUGGUUGAAAAAUUUAUUAAACUUUUCUUUACUAGAAAAGCAAAGCAUUAUUAUUAUUUUGCAUAUCUUCAUCUAAAACCCCUUCAAUUUUAUCAAGUUUUUAGCGACUUUUAAAAAAUCAUUUGUUUUUCUGAUGUAUAUUUUUUGUUUGCGUUGCUCUUUACAAUGUAUUGCUUUUCGUUUUGAAAAGGGGGGAUUCAGAUUUAAAUAUUGGAAGCUGAUAAACGGAUUUUUUUUAAAAUAUGUGAUAGGUUAAACACGAAAUUGUAUUUUCUAAAAAUGCCAUUGGUUUUCUUUAAUUCAAUGAAGGAAAGCUGGAGCUAAUGAACAAAACUAAAUCAUAAGCUAAUGCUAUUUUAAAAUCACUGUAAUGUUGGCUUUCAGAAAAGAUUUCAGUUUAAAAAAAAAAGGUGGGGUGCAUUAAUAUACCGCUGUUAGGCUAUAUAUUUCUUCUUAAGAAAACAUAUUUUUAUUCAAGCAAAAGCAUCAAAUUAACAGGGUUUUGUUACCUAUUCUUGCUUUAUACCUAUGAUUGUUAUUUAAAUUGAUAAUAAAUUUAAAUCGUGUCGAAAUCAUAUUUAAGCAUGGAACAUAGUAAUGAAGGACUUAGAUACUGAUUUUAUGUAGCAAACUUAACUUGAAAUAGAAAUUUCGAAAAUUAGGUAAUGCUGAAGUAUAUUUAGAAGAAUGAAAAAUUGUUAAAGAAAUUAUCAUUCUCUCAACGUAGCUGCUUACUUUCGUUAGAAGUCUCGAAAAACAAAUCAAUCUCAUAAGUAGUAAUAAAGUUUUGUAAAGUGUAUUGAACAGCAUUUUCUUUUCUGUAAGUUAAAUUGUCAAAUAACUCAAUGCAUUGUGAGGCUGCAUCAAUUAAUGUUUUUAGUACUUGAUGUUUUCAUAUCAUUAUUUUAUUUCAGUUAUUUUAAUAUUCUGAUCUCGAAAUACAUAAAACAUGUAUAUUUUCAAUAAAAUAAACUCUUUUCAA
Uloborus diversus is the source of this 4198-nucleotide messenger RNA. Its product is annotated as putative ferric-chelate reductase 1 homolog. Lineage: Eukaryota; Metazoa; Arthropoda; Arachnida; Araneae; Uloboridae. Gene Ontology annotation, molecular function: oxidoreductase activity, acting on metal ions. Bases 37 to 1848 code for a protein of 603 amino acids. The transcript has 14 exons. The record is from RefSeq and is a predicted model, not a curated record.